ACGGGUGAACGUGUGAUGGGUCUGGACGUCGGCCGUACAUUUGCCACCUCUUUGAACGCCACGCUCUCGGGUAUGACUAAAAUACCCGACCACUGGUCUAUGGCCGACGCGUCCACUAUUAUCAACACCUAUAGUACGCUGUGGUAUGGACUCAUAAAACGUGCCAAUUUGAAGAAAGGCGAAAGCAUUUUAAUACAUUCGGCGGCGGGAGGUAUCGGACAGUCGGCUAUUAAUAUCGCCAAACACUAUGAGUGCGAUAUCUAUGUAACGGUCGGGACGGAAGAGAAAAAGCAAUUUCUGAUGAAAGAGUAUAACAUACCGGAGAACCGGAUAAUGAACUCGAGGGACAUUGUGUUCAAGAAUAAAAUAAGGGAAUUAACGGACGGAAAGGGAGUCGAUAUUGUGAUCAACUCAUUAGCCGGAGAGAAACUGGACGCCAGCUAUGAGUGUCUGGCUAAUUGUGGCAGAUUCAUCGAGAUCGGGAAGUUCGACAUGUUCCAGAAUAGGAAACUGGGUAUGUUUGACUUCCUGAGGGACAUACAGUUCAUUGGUGUGGGUUUGGACGCCGCGUGUAUGAAAAACCCAAACUUUUUGCCAGACUUUUACGUUUGGAUGCAUAAGAACUGUACGAAUGGUUGCGUCAAACCAUACAAUUAUACCCUUUAUAACGCCUCGGAUGCGGAUAAGGCCUUAAGAUUCAUGACAACCGGUAAACACAUCGGGAAAGUAGUGCUGAAAAUGAGAGACGAAGAGACAGACAAAAGAUCCCCGAAGCUCAUCAAACCUGCGCCUUAUAUACAGACAACAGUUAAGACAUUUUUCAAUCCCAGCAAAGUCUAUAUAAUAACUGGAGGUUUGGGUGGGUUUGGCACACAACAACUCAUAAAAGAGGCUCAAGAGUUGGGACCCAUUGGAGGGGUAUUUCAUUUGGCGCUUGAAUUGAAUGACUGUUUGAUAGAGAAGUUAACGUUUGAUAAGUUUUGUUCGUCUAUUGAUACCAAACAUAAGAUUUUCGCAAAUUUGGAUCAAUUGACCCGAAAAUUGGACUACAAAUUGGAUUAUUUUGUCGUAUUUUCAUCGGUGGCCUGCGGUAAGGGAAAUGGAGGUCAGUCUAACUACUCGUUCGGUAACUCUAUGUGUGAACGUAUUUGUGAACAACGCCGGAGGGAUGGCUUACACGGACUGGCCAUACAGUACGGACCCAUCGGUGAUGUGGGAGUGUUUGCAGACUCGGAUCAGUUGCUGACAAUGACAUCGAUUAGGAAACAGCGAAUCAACUCUUGUUGCGAUGUUUUGGACAAAUUAUUGUCAGUUAAACAACCGAUCGUUACAUCAUAUAUAAAAGUGGACCAGCUCAAAACAGCCGGUGGAUCCAAACGUAAAAUGAUUGCCGAACUAUGGCGUGCUCUGGGCAUUGAUCCCGAGACCACACCCAACCACCUAACCCUGGGUGAGAUCGGCAUGGAGUCUAUGUUUGCCGUUGAGUUACAGCAGGAACUGGAGAGGGAGUGGAAUAUGAAAGUGACUCUCAAUCAGGUCAAGAGUAUUACGAUCGGUAUGUUAAAGGACUACGAGGCCGGCAAUGUGGGCAAUAUUAAAGUGCACAUCGAGGACAUUAAAAGGUGCAAGGCCAAACUGCUGAAACAGAGGUUCGUGAUGCCGACCGAGAAGUUCGAGCGCUUGAAUACCGUGACAACUGGUCGACCCGUGUAUAUAAUGCCGACCCUUAACAUCAAUUUUCAAGUGUUUGAAGAGUUGGCACAAAAGUUGAACCGACCGGUGAUUGGCCUGAAUUGGACCCGGGAUGUGAGCAAAUUGACAACACUUAAAGAGAUUAGCAAAUACUAUGUGGACCUAUUGAAGCACCUGGAUCCAAAGGGCCAGUACGAUGUGGUGGGCUAUUUCGAUACGUCCAUUGUUUGCGCUAAAGUGCUGCUGAAGGGAAUGGCAAAUAAGACGGUUAUUGUGGACAUCAUUAGUGACCUGCGUUUCUGCGAUGAACAGCUCACCGAAGACUUUAUACUGGAGUUCAUGUUGAGCUGUAUGGCCGGUGACAUACCCGUCUCAUUCAAGGACAAAAUUCUGCGAGAAUUCAAAAAGGAGUCGGAUAUCAACGCUAAGGUUAGGCUCAUUGUCAAUGAGGUCGUGGACUUCGCCGGCAAAGGACUACAGGCGCCCGAUAUGGAGGAGAUAUUUCACAUAAUGAUAGCCCGGAUUCGUAUGCUAUCGGAGUAUAGACUCAAUAAACGCAAGAAGUUUGCGAAUAAACUAAAGCUCGCGAUCGGAAAGAAAUGGGCGAAAAAGACCGGGAAAUUGGUUUUCAUUAAACCGUUGAAGUUUGACGGCGUCGAUGAUAUGGAUGAGCUGCUGGAAAAGUCUCGCGAUUUGUAUUUCUUACCUGGCUCAAAGGAUGGACAGCAUAAUAUUGAGAUGGAGGCGGUCGACACUCCCAGCUCUGUGGAUGUGAUGGCCGGGGAUAUAAUCGCUAAGAUAGAGGCAGCGCUCAAAUAAAUUGAUAUAGAAUUUUAUACCUGGUAUCAAUUUGAUUUAUUAAAUUCAUAUUUUAAACAAAAUUUUAUUUUUGAAUUAUUAAUGUUAAAAUUAAUUUUUAGUAAUUAAUUAUGCUGAAUAGUAGUGUACUGUACAUGUAAUGAAGCAGUUAAAGUACCAAUUUUGAAUAUCCAUAAGAAGUAAAUUUACAUGUACUGUAUAUGUUAUUUUCAAACAAUGAAUAAAUCUUUUAAUUCAAAAGUAAUCCCAAAUAA
Messenger RNA from Oppiella nova, 2765 nucleotides. The record is from the annotation of a GenBank genome assembly. Lineage: Eukaryota; Metazoa; Arthropoda; Arachnida; Sarcoptiformes; Oppiidae.